AUGGCCCCGGAGAUUGACAAUCAACCUCGCCAUCCCAGCAACGCAGCUUCACCGUCUGCCAAAGGGGCGGGCGAUGCACGAGAAAUUUCAAUGGAGGAAAUUAAAAAUGACGUUGAGUUUGCGCAAUGGUAUGGCUCCAUUGGGAGUGAGUUGCUAGAGGUCAGCUAUGAAGAAUAUCAAUUGUGUCUUGAUGAACUAGAAGCUUCAAAAUCGCAUCUCGAUUCUCUUCUAAAUGACACUAUGUCUACGCUCGACCUUUUAUCUAGACUUUCCGAAUCAUUCAAAGCUGUGGAAACGCAAACAUCAGCCUUCCAGCACCAGUGUGAGGGGCUACUCUCUGCGCAGAAACGCAGUGCCAGACUAGCCGAGGAUAUUCACGAGAAUCUACAAUAUUAUGACUUUUUGGAUCCCGUAUCACGGAGACUGAAUGCGCCGAGCGCAGGAAAUUCCGUGCGGACGAAAGACUUUUCCGACAUGUUGAAACGGCUGGACGAGUGCUUGGAUUAUAUGCAGGCUCAUCCUGAACAAAAAGAAUCAGAGACAUAUAGGUCUCGAUAUCGCCUUCUUUUGACUCGUGCCCUCACAUUGAUCAGGGGCCAUUUCGUAUCCACACUGCGGGAGAUAUCUUCGGGAGUGGCGAAAAGAAUUGCAGACCGGCAGCUUAAUGAUACCACUAUGUCUGCUCUUUUAUAUGCUAAAUUUCGCGUGGGUGCUGCAGAUUUAAAGGAUAUCGGAUUAGAAAUACAAAAACGAGCAGUGCCGCCUGCUGAUUCAGAGCAAGGCGCUGAAGCUGAAUACCAGAGCUUGCUCAAUGAGCUUCAUAGUAGUUUUUCAGCUACUAGAGGUAAAUUGGUAAUACCUAUAUUGCGGAAGAGGUUGAACGAUAUUGCGCAGGCUCCAAGCACAUCGAAAGACCUUGUAGCAUUUGCACGAGCUAGUAUCAGUUAUAUUCGUGGGAUUUGUCUAGAUGAAUUUGAAUUAUGGGGUCAGUGGUUUCAUGGCCAACAAGGGCUUUAUGAUUUUCUAGAAGCUGUCUGCGAGCCGCUCUACGACCACUUGAGGCCAAGGAUCAUCCAUGAAACAAAACUUGUCAAGCUGUGCCAGCUCUGCUCAUUGCUACAAACUCGUUACUUAUCGGAUCCCGAGGAAGAUGGAGAGUAUACAGACCCGACCCAACUUGACUUUUCUGUCUUGAUCCAACCCGCCUUAGAGGAUGCACAAACCCGACUUGUCUUUCGUGCACAGGCAAUACUACGAGAUGAAAUUGAGAAAUAUAAGCCGCGGCCCGAGGACCUUGAUUACCCAGCUCGUAAUCGAAAAAGACCAUUACCAGAAUCAAAUAAUUCCAAUACUGGGUCGCACAGAAAGCAGUCCUUUGCUGAACCGUCAACCCCUGUACCGAAGACGCCCGUGGUUGUUGACGAAGACAUUGAUUCACCUCAAGAAAAGGAUCCCCGAUGGGACUUUGAUUCCGGGGCCGUUUUUGAGGGAUGGUACCCAACUUUGAGAAAGGCAGUUUGGCUGCUGAGUCGUAUUUAUCGCCUCGUUAAUUCAACUGUUUUUGACGAUCUAGCUCAUCAAAUCGUCCACCAAACCAACGUAUCCUUACACACCGCAAGCAGCCAAAUAUCCGCAAAGGCCUCUCCAGCAGACGCUCAGCUAUUUCUAAUCAAACACCUCCUCCUCCUCAAACAACAAAUCGUUGCAUUCGAUAUCGAAUUUGUCAGCCCGGAUGUCUCCUUCGACUUCUCCGGUGUAACUAACACGUUUUGGGAACUUAGAGAACGCGGAGGUCUCUUUAACCCACGGAACCUCAUGCGGCUGGUUGGUCGUGGCCUGCUACCCCGCGUCGUAGAAAACAUGAUUGAUGCAAAAGUCGAACUAGACGGCAGGUUACGCACGGUAAUCAACGACUUCACCAACUCCUUCGCCUCCAGGAUGACCAGAUCUCUCACCGCGCCAGCCAAGUCCACAAACAGGAGCGAGUCCUAUAGUAACGCGUUGCGACUUACUGUCAAAGCGAUCGAGAUGGAAGUACCCCAUCUUCGACAGAUUCUUGAUGAUUACCUCGACGAUACUGGGACAACAGAGACGCUUGUGAGUGCGGUGCAGGAUUGUGUGAUUCAAGUCUAUGAGGAUUUCUUCAAUGGGUAUACAGCUACUCUAGAAGCUGGGGCGAAAGUGGAGUCUAAUACUAAUAAUAAAAUUGCCCAUAAUGGUAAACUGUUGCCAGCGGAAAGGAAUCAAAAGGCUCAUGAGGAUGGCGUAUGGGAUAUUGACACUUUUGCAGCAUGGAGUGAGGCUGUUUUUAGAGUUGGUGUUACUGGGUUUGAGUCAGGCGGCGAACAAGCUGAGCUUGGCGAAGAUAAAGACGACGAUGCGAUCGUCGACUAG
Paracoccidioides brasiliensis Pb18 is the source of this 2394-nucleotide messenger RNA. Its product is annotated as Golgi transport complex subunit COG3. The record is from RefSeq and is a predicted model, not a curated record. The transcript has 4 exons. Gene Ontology annotation, cellular component: cis-Golgi network; COG complex; membrane. Bases 1 to 2394 code for a protein of 797 amino acids. Gene Ontology annotation, biological process: intra-Golgi vesicle-mediated transport; Golgi organization; cytoplasm to vacuole targeting by the Cvt pathway.